Messenger RNA from Amblyraja radiata (thorny skate), 6129 nucleotides. RefSeq names its product neuronal tyrosine-phosphorylated phosphoinositide-3-kinase adaptor 2a (gene nyap2a). The coding region runs from base 743 to 3127 and encodes 794 amino acids. Gene Ontology annotation, biological process: phosphatidylinositol 3-kinase/protein kinase B signal transduction; neuron projection morphogenesis. The record is from RefSeq and is a predicted model, not a curated record. Lineage: Eukaryota; Metazoa; Chordata; Chondrichthyes; Rajiformes; Rajidae. The transcript has 8 exons.
GAAAUGAUGCCACAAGACAGAAUGCAUAGGACCUGCUGAAUUUAAAAGGGAGAAUGAGGAGGACGGGAAAGCGUCUCCCUGCUCCAGGAGGAAGCCAUUAGGAGAUGCUGUCCUGUAUUUGUUAUUCUCAUCUCAUUUUGCCAGGCUGAAACACCGUGCGCAGAUGAAGCUUGCUGGUGAACUGGAGGUGAUUGCAUUAGGGCAGCGCCGUUUCCUUCGAUGCUUUAAAGUGGGUGAUACAGAUCCAGCCGUUUCUUCACUGCACUAAUAAGCAGGGUAUAAUUUACAGACGGGCUCCCCCCUUUGGUCUCUCUUAUGGAUGUGGAUAAGAGGAUGGCAGCACCUGUUCUUAAUCUGAGCUAAAUCCAACAACAAAGAACCCAAGGACAAUUUGGUGCUGGAUAAGCAAGCUAGACGGGGGACAAAAUCAACUUGACAAUUCCCUGCGUUUUAUUUUCUCUCUCUGUGUACUACGGGAAUCGGGAAGACUUACAGCGCUUGCACAAUGUGCUGCAUGGAAAGAUUGAUUUGAAAAGUGUUUCUGAGUAGUCACCACAUAUAUGAUACUGGGGGAAGAAAAUCCUUCAAACUGUGUGCUGUGAUCGACAGGAAAGGAGAAAGGUUCUCUCCAAAAGUUGAUUAGUUUAAUGUAAAUGUGACAGUCUCAGGUCUCAUAACUGCUUUCAUAUCUCAACGCAUGUGGGCUGAGCUCGUCCCCUUAUCGGCUGAUUUCUGAAGGAAGAUGACUUCAAAGCAGGAAGAUGCUGCCUUGGCCAAUUUUCUUCAGUUCAUUGAAGAUAAGGGACUGAGGGCUUACGACGCUUUGGUGAUUCAGAAUGCCUCGGACAUUGCUCGUGAAAAUGAUCGCAUGCGGAAUGAAACCAAUUUGGCAUACCUCAAGGAAAAAAACGAGAGAAGGCGGAGGCAAGAGGAAGCAAUAAAGCGGCUAGGUGGAGAUGUGGGAAAAGGCGGCGAAGGCACUUGCAUGGGAAAGCACUUUCGCAUGGGAUUCAUGACGCUGCCAGCCCCUCAAGACCGCCUGCCGCACCCUUGCACCAGUGGCUUUUCAGUCAGGUCGCAGUCGCUUCAUUCGGUGGGGGGGAGCGAGGAUGAAAGUCACGCCUGCGUGCGCAAGCAGCCACCUCCAAAGCCCAAGCGGGCCCCCAGCACCAAGCUGAGCUUCUCGGCAGAGACGGUGAACGUGGGCCUGGCGUCAACACCAGGAUCGGGGGGAGGAGGAUGGUUGUUGGGGGCAGACGAGGCCCCAGAAACAGCGUGGAUGUCAGGAGCAGAGGGGGCACUGGGACCAGGCGCAACAGCAACUGGAACCGGAGGGACACCUGGAUUAGGAGGAACCACAGCAAUAGCUGGAAUGGGAGCGCCACUGGGAACAACAAUGAAAGAACUGGAAAAAAAUGCAGUAUUUUCUCAAUCUGGCUACAACGUAAAGGUGAUCCAACACUCUGGACAGAUGCUGGACCUUGACAAGCUGAUUUACCUUUAUUCAACGUUUCCAAGAGCAUCAAUGAAACCCAGGCCCCACAGUGAUGAAUACGGCAAGAAGAUCCCACCUCCCAAGCCGAGGCGUGACCCUAACACGCAGCUCAGCAUGUCCUUUGACGAAACAUACGACUCAAAGUACAGCAGUAGAAAGUCGACCGCCGGCACAAGCAGAGAGAACACUUCAGGACAAGCGUGUAGUCCGACUCGGGGAACUGAGGAAGAUGAGCCUGUGUAUAUUGAAAUGGUCGGGAAUAUAUUACGUGAUAUCAAGAGGGAAGACGAUGAUCAGAGUGAAGCAGUUUAUGAGGAAAUGAAGUAUCCAUUAUUCGACGAAGUGGUCCAGGACUUCAAAUGGAGCAGUGCAGGCCAAACAGACUGUCACUCCCAAUGUCCCACCCCAACUGUGCCUGAAGUGGAUAUCACAAAGCCAUCAAUCCCAACAAAGGGAUUAUUUUGUGAGAUUCCACCUCCAUUCCCAAACCUGCUCCCUCAUCGCCCCCCUCUAUUAGUGUUUCCCCCCGCUCCCAGUCAAUGCUCCCCAGCUUCUGAUGAAUCCCCUUUAACUCCUCUCGAAGUCAUAAAGCUUCCAGUCCUGGAAACAAGCAUAUCUUAUAUCAAGCAAGGUGGUGCUUCCCCAUCAUCCCUCCCUGCACAGUCGUCUGGAUACCAGAAGGUAGAAAAAGACUUGCCCUCUUCCCCUCCACUUCCAUCAACUCUUUAUAGGGCGCCAUCUCCUCAUAGUCUUCAAAGUCAUUUUAAUCACUCAAUAACCCCAUCCCCUGCCUCCAUGGGGAGGUCCAUGACUCCUUUAGGCUUAAAAAGACCCCCACCCUACGAGUCUAUACAUCCAACACCAAGGUGUUCUUCCGCAGUGCCUCAGACUACAAAACCCCCUGUACAGGAGGGAGGAAAGACAGGAAUUGUCUCGUUGUCCCAAGGAUCAGGGCAUAGUGGGUCACGCUCCAGAACACCAACCAGCCCCUUGGAAGAGCUCAGCUGCCUCUUUACCUCAGGAAGGAGUCUAUUGAGGAAAUCGGCCAGUGGGAGGAAAUCCAAGGACCCCAUGGAAAAAACAGGAGAGGACCAAAAGGUGCGGAGUAUCAGCAUUGAACCAUUGCCAAAGGCAGAGAGCAAAGAGAAAGGGGCCCACGGUGCUUCAGGAGAACUAAUCAAAUCUCAGGAAUGGGAUUGUAGCCCUGGACCACCAGCGACCAGUCGAAUGGGAAGGUCCUCAGUUAGCCCGACUCUGUUAGCUGGGAAUAACAGUUCCGACACCAUGCGUCAAGAGUCAAAGACGAGCUGUAAGCUUGGCCGAUCUGCUUCGACUUCAGGUGUGCCUCCUACAUCAAUCACCCCUCUCAGGCAGUCCAGCGAGUUGCAACAGAGCCAGACUUUGUACCAACAGUGGUUCUAUGGAGACAACACAAUACUUGAAAUGAUUGAGAAGAAGCGCAGUUUGUGCAAAGAGAUCAAGUCACGGCAGAAGCCAGAUAAAGGUCUUUGUAAGCAGGAAAGCAUGCCCAUCCUUCCAAGCUGGAAGAAGAACAGUGCAACAAAGAGCCUGAAGCUGUCAGCGUCACCCUGUGCAAAGCCACAAACUGUUCUCUGGGACACAGCUAUCUGAAGAAGUCCUCUGUGAAGCAUGCUUCCCCCAAGGUUUCGACCGCUGACCAUUCCAGGCAACCUCCAAGAGUAAUUCCCCAGAUGACUGUUCUUCAACCUUUGUCGUCCGCAUUGGUCCACCCGCCCGGGCCCUUCGACCCUUUCAACUCCAAUGAUUCAGUUGCCUUGAGGAGACCAUGGUUCACUGUGACUGGAGCCAACAUGUCACACGACAGAGGUUGAGCCAAUUUCCAUGCCGAGCAAAGCCCCUGGCAGCAACCCUGGUCCUAGCUGCCUUAACGAAGCACUGUUGUGAAAUGAUAUUUAAAAGUAAUAUUGCUAUAACAAUAAAUUAUCAAACAGCUGUGCUGUUAUGUGAAAGGAUUUUAAUAUAAUUAAUUUUAUGGUCAGCUUUUAAGAAAUUGCAAUCAAUCAGAGGCAGGCACGAGAGGAGGUGGUUGGUAGCAUGAGUCUGAUUCUUGACCACCAAAGGAGAAUCUCUCAUCUGUGAACCUUGUGCAACAAAAUCACUUGCCUCUUCUUUAACAAGAGAUUUUCGACAGGGUUGCACAUUCGCGAUAUUCUCUGCCUGCUCUUAAUAUUUUGUUCGACGAGCACUUUUUUAAUCCUAUUUCAAAAACAAGGGAAGAUGAGUUCCAAUGGUCAUUCAGUUUGCGAGAGAAUGGAGUGAUCCACCUCUUUAGUUACUGAUAAAUGCCAGCGGGACGUCACCCCGAUCUGCAGAGCUCUCUUUAAGGGGGUUCCAGUUGCUUUCCUAUGCAAACACCGGUGGAGUUUGGUAUGUUUUGCCAUUGUCUAUGACACAGCCCUGCUCCUCUCUCUGGUCUGCACUAAUUGAUAAUGAGUUUUUAAAAGGAACAUUUAUCAAAUGCUCAAAGCACUAGGAUGAGAAUCUUUUCACACUGAACCACCGGAUUUAGGUUUGUUUUUUGUAUGUGACUCAACAGUGGGGCCUAGGAGAGAUUUUCCUUUUCUGUGCCCAGGUAUAGUAGAUCAGAGUGUACACCUGCAAUAUGAUCCAUUGGCGUUAACCAUUUACACCACGGAAAUUCAGACUGACUCUUUCCCGGAUGUGUUGUCCAGAUGAUCGUUGGGCCUGAGCACUUUAACACACGCUGUGUGAACCCAGGAAAAUCUCCCCUACCCUCAUCAUAAUCUGUGCAAUGUAAUCUCAGUAGAAACCGUUAGUUCAUUACCUGUUGUGAAGUAAACAGGAGGAGUUGAAGGCUUUCAAAUAUUUUUUACAUGUGUAUUGACCUAUGAUAUAUCUAUAUAUAAAUAUAUAUAUAUAAUUAUGAUGUUAUUGUCUCGUAUUCACUUUUCUUGAAUUUUAAUAGUAUAAUUGAAUAUAGUGUGAACUUUAUAGUAUUUUUGUGUAAAGCACACUGUGAAUAAAAAUAGAAAAAAAAGCACAGUCAAAACACACCUAAUGAUUAUCACAGCCAGUGUAUGCAUCACUACAUAGAUUAUAGUUUUACAACAAUGCUAUUCUGCACAACUCGUGUAUCAAUCAUAAUGCGCACACUCAGUGAAAUCCAUAAACCUGGCAUGCAUCAAAAUGCAUGCAUUCAACAAUAGUCAAGCUGCACACAAUCAAAUCCUACCAUAUCAACCCCUCACCUAUUAUACCGUGUCUGCUCAACUUCAUUCAUAGUGCCUUUAUCCAUCAUUGAUCAUUGUCUACACAGCCAGUCAUGAUCUUGGUGCAUAAGCCUAACGUUAUUCAUAUUUUAUACAGCCGGCAUCUAUCAGAGAAAAGCCCAACACAAAUUAAUAGAGCAUGACCCUAGCAUUGAUCUCAGUCUCAAUCAGUGAUCGCUUGUGCAUCCCCUCCAUCAUUGGCAAUAUUUACAUCCCAACACCAUCAGCUAAAUGCACGUAUUCCUGCACGGAUUAUACCGAAUGCACUAACAUAAUAAGCAGCCGGUGUGCAGACCCUGUCAGUGUAGAUUGGUACAUUAAGGAGAUGAUGAGUUGGGGACAGCUCGCAAAGAGUCACUACUCUCCAGGGCCAUCUUGAUGGGGGAGCUCAUAGUAUCCCAGUAUCUUAACAUGAGUUGUUUAGUGUACCCUAACUUUGGUCAUGAUUCGCUAACAUACCCCAACUCUAAUAGAGCCAUUACACAAAACCCCAAUUGAACUAAUAUAUGCAUCCUCACUUCUUUCAGAUUCAAUUUUUAACCCUUAAAAUCCAUCAGAGCCAGGGUAAGCACACGAAGAUCACAGCCAGGACAAACCUAAAACAUUAUCACCAGUAUUUAAUUUCCUCCAAAAAUGGAUGACAUUAAAAUUUCAAUCCCCUAUACAUUUAUCCCGACAUAAUUUACCUUUGGGUCAUGCACUUCAACAUGCAUCACAGUGAAGGCAAAUAUUCCAAACUGAAUUUCAAAUGGUGGAUUACAGUCAGUCCAUCCACUUUCUUGCUCACAUAUCAAGCAAGCUUUCACCAGUUGAGUAACUCAUUUACUGUGUACACAUACAUACAAGUGCACAUAUAACGCACAAACAACAUAGUUAGAGCACACACAGAUGCAUGCACUUUUACACAUGCACACGCACGUGCACGCACAAACACACACAUGCAGACCAUGUCUUCUCGUCAUUUUAAAUACCAUGAUAUCAGUUGUAUUUUUAGAAAAAGUGGUAAUUUUCAGCAACUUCAAUGAAAAUGGUGUUUAAAUGAAAAGACCUAUUCUGAUAAUUUGAUCGUUUGUAUUUUUUGCAAUUCUUUUGGACAAAAACUGCGGAGAAUUCUUCAGUAGCCUAUGAAUUAUUCAACAUACAGAUGUGGGACUGAAGUGAGUUUCAUUGUUGCAACAUGUUCAUUCCUGCUCAACUGUUUACAACUAAACCUUCCAACAUUGAAUGUCCUUUCCAUUCCUCAGUGAUAUUCAAAGUAAUGUUAAUAACAGGCCAAGGAUUCUUGUGAACUUAUAGAAUGAAUGGAUGUGUGUGCAUUAACUUAUCGCCCCAUCAUAAUAAACACAGAAAUUUGAUAUGAAA